CGCAGAGGAUCCAACCCUCCCGAAAACCAAACCCAAGCUGUUCUCUUCUUCUGAUCUUCCUGUAGCACCGUUUCUUUCAGAAAACCUCAAAAAGACACGCAGACUGCGAUCCCCACAAAGGUUUCCCUGGGCUUUAUUGCUAUCUACCUUACCAUGUACCGAGUCGCAGCUUCCCGUCUUAGGUUUCUCAAGGAUCAUGUGGGCACUAUUGGCGCCGCUAGGUUUGCUACUUCCAGUGCAGUUACUGAAAAGCAGUCUUCAGGGGGCCUCUUUAGCUGGCUGACGAGUCAACAGUCUAGAACUCUACCUUCUCUGGAGCUCCCACUAGCAGGCGUGGCCCUCCCUCCUCCACUACCCGAUCAUGUUGAACCAAGUAAAACUAAAAUUACAACUCUCUCUAAUGGUGUCAAAAUAGCUUCGGAAACAUCGCCGGUAUGGGAAAAAGUGUUGCAUCCUUUGUAUUUUUUUGUUUACUCCUUUCUCAUUUUGAUGGUUGGUCUUAAUCAGAACCCUGCAGCAUCCAUAGGAUUAUACCUUGAUUGUGGUUCCAUUUAUGAGACCCCAGAAUCAUUUGGGGCUUCGCACUUGUUAGAACGGAUGGCCUUCAAGAGCACAACAAACAGAAGCCACUUACACAUUGUGAGGGAAGUGGAGGCAAUCGGAGGUAACAUAGGAGCCUCAGCCUCUCGGGAGCAAAUGGGGUACACUUUUGAUGCACUAAAAACUUAUGUUCCUCAAAUGGUAGAGUUGCUUGUUGACUCUGUGAGGAACCCUGCCUUCUUGGAUUGGGAAGUCAACGAAGAGCUGCUAAAGGUGAAGGCAGAGAUUGGAGAACUUUCUAACAAUCCUCAAGGCUUACUAUUGGAGGCAAUUCACUCAGCUGGUUACUCUGGUGCAUUGGCAAAUCCACUUUUGGCUCCUGAAGCCGCAUUAAACAGAUUGGAUGGUACCAUUUUGAAGGAAUUUGUUGCUGAGAAUUAUACUGCUCCUCGGAUGGUUCUUGCAGCAUCUGGGGUUGAACAUGAUGAGCUUCUGUCCAUUGCAGACUCGCUUCUCUCUGACUUACCAAGCACACGCCGUCUUGAAGAGCCAAGAUCUGUAUACGUUGGAGGGGAUUAUCGUCGUCAAGCUGAAAUAGGGAACACACAUAUUGCUCUUGCUUUUGAAGUUCCUGGUGGCUGGCGUAAAGAGAAAGAAGCUGUUCUUGUGACUGUUCUUCAGAUGCUUAUGGGAGGAGGUGGUUCAUUCUCUGCUGGGGGGCCUGGAAAAGGGAUGCACUCACGACUAUAUCUGAAUGUCUUGAAUGAAUACCAGCAGAUCCAAUCAUUUUCUGCAUUCAACAGCAUCUUCAAUGAGACAGGAUUGUUUGGCAUUUAUGCUAGCACUGGCCCUGACUUUGCGCCAAAAGCAGUUGAUAUAGCAGCAGGAGAAUUAAUCUCAAUUGCAACACCUGGAAAAGUUACCGAGGUGCAGCUUAAUCGUGCCAAAGAGUCCACAAAAUCUGCUGUCUUGAUGAAUCUGGAAUCUAGAAUGAUUGUAUCAGAGGAUAUAGGGAGGCAGAUUUUGACUUAUGGAAAGAGGCUGCCUGUGGAGCAUUUCUUGAAGGCUGUGGAUGAAAUCACAUUGAAGGAUAUUACUAGCAUAUCACAGAAGAUCAUUUCUUCACCUCUAACAAUGGCAUCAUAUGGGAAUGUUCUUAAUGUCCCCAGCUACGAAUCUGUUAGCAGCAAGUUCCAUGCAAAAUGAGUCUCUUUGUUUCCAUAAUUUUUUUUUUUAAUAAAAUAUUGAAAGGAGAUUUUUGGUGAAUGUAACAAUGUAUCUCUUCGACAAAUUAAUGUCGUUUCUUCACGUUGUUGUCGUUCAUGACAAUAAUAACAUUUCAUAUCAUUUGUUUUUGUUUCA
Messenger RNA from Juglans regia (Persian walnut), 1902 nucleotides. RefSeq names its product mitochondrial-processing peptidase subunit alpha-like. Bases 154 to 1746 code for a protein of 530 amino acids. Gene Ontology annotation, biological process: proteolysis. The record is from RefSeq and is a predicted model, not a curated record. The transcript is spliced from 12 exons. Gene Ontology annotation, molecular function: metalloendopeptidase activity; metal ion binding. NCBI's taxonomy places the organism in Eukaryota, Viridiplantae, Streptophyta, Magnoliopsida, Fagales, Juglandaceae. Gene Ontology annotation, cellular component: mitochondrion.